CCGGCUCCUAUAUAAGAGCCCCUCCUGGCCGUCAUCUUGUACACAUCAACACCAAGGCACCAAGUCCACUCCUUCACAGCUAUCUCUAGCUUCUUCCAUCUCCUACAUACGAAUCCAUCCCGUGGAUCUCCUCAAAGAUGCAUCGGCUGCUCCUCUUCUGCCUGGUGUCUAGCCAUUUGGCGGUGACCGCCGUCAUGGCGCGGCAGUUCCCCGUCUUCCUCGUCGGUGGUGGCGCCACGGCAGCAGACGCUCCUGCUGCUUCUGCUUUCGAUGCUUCGCGUCUGCAUGUGCACUCCCUCUUGGAGUCCAGCUUCGCAGGGUCGCCGAUGGGCUCGCCUGACCACGGCGUACGGCACGGCCCCUUCGACAGGCACUUCGCCGGGGGCAAGAUCAUACUCGGCGGCCUCGCUGUGGCCAUCAUCGCCGCGGUCUUCUGCUACAUCCGCAUCACGAGGGCCAAGAAGAUCGUCGAGCCGAAAGCUUGACUUUUUUCUGUUCCCUGGUUAAUAUCAUACACUUCUUUUUCGUCUUUCUUUGUAGCGAGGAUAUGGGGGAAAAACAAGUGUAACCCACCCACGUAGUUUUGGUGUAACAUGCAAAGAACAGUUAACUGGCGAUGACUGAUGACAUAUAGUGUGAUUCGUCUCCUUUCUUUGCAGGUCAAGUGUGUUGUAUAUGCCUUGCUGAAAUCCUUUUUCAUA
Molecule: messenger RNA, 701 nt
Organism: Hordeum vulgare subsp. vulgare (domesticated barley)
Lineage: Eukaryota; Viridiplantae; Streptophyta; Magnoliopsida; Poales; Poaceae
Exons: 1
Coding region: 138-485 (115 amino acids)
Source: RefSeq, a predicted model, not a curated record